AUGGGCAUGAUUGGGGGCUACAUACUGCCCGAGAGCAGUGUCCACGAUUUCUGGGUGAAGAGGUGGGGUGAGCAGCACCUCCAGGAUACCCCGGCGGAUGAGGAGCCCGGCGCGUAUGACGAUGUCUCGCACGACAUCAGACUCACCGCGUUGCACCAGGCUCCUCGGCAAGCAGGCGAAACCGCCGUGAUCAUCACAGCGUGGGAGGAUCAGAAGAGACACUUCCGUCGCAUCCUCGAAGACAAAGCGCAGGAGCAGCUUCGGGACACAUUCGUGCAGGCUGCCAACGAGGCUGCUGGGCACGAUGUGUUUGCUGUGAAGGACCUUCAGUACUUCAGCAUGUCGGAGCAAUACCUUGUCCUUCCGCUUGCGAUGUGCUAUGACCGUCCGCGCGCGGCACGCGAAGUGCCGGUCAACAGCGCCCCCCAGAAUGUGCGGGCCCGCAGCCGUGCCCGUAAUGUGUCCCGGCACGGCUGA
Fomitopsis serialis is the source of this 477-nucleotide messenger RNA. RefSeq lists its product as uncharacterized. The record is from RefSeq and is a predicted model, not a curated record. The transcript has 4 exons. The coding region runs from base 1 to 477 and encodes 158 amino acids. NCBI's taxonomy places the organism in Eukaryota, Fungi, Basidiomycota, Agaricomycetes, Polyporales, Fomitopsidaceae.